GUCCAUCAAGCCAUGGAAAAUUGCCGUUCUAACCGGACGUUUUCCAUUGUGGCGUUUCUUUUGCAGCCACCAAGCCAACAACGUAUGCCAAGUAUAUUUUAACGGUAUUUACACCACAUUGUACAUGGGCGGGGAAAGAGGCGCGAUCAGGCUGUCGAUCUGGUGGGGAAGCCACUAAAACCAGGGUAGCUCGCACUCCCCCAGCUCUUCUGUGAGCUCACUGCUCUUGCACACCACUUUGCUGUUACAAGCCUAUCAAGAUUGAAGAAGCUUCGAAUACUUUGAUAAAGGAUCCAACAUGGCUGAGGAAAAAUCAGAACAAGUUUUGAGAGCGUCUGGAGGCGAACCUACGCCAGGAAACACCACGACGUACAUUCGUCCACAAGCACGCAAGCUUCACGACCCUGAUGUGAGCUUUGAGGAAUACCAUUUCUAUGCUGAAAAGACCAGAAAAGAACAAGAUGGCUUGAUACCGCCCAAAUCGCAGUGGUUGAGACUGCUCGGUGGAAAGAAGAGCGCCAACGAUGAGCCCGAUUUGCACCAGGCUGCUGUCAAUCUCGCCGACCCUAAGCUGAGGCUUACCGUUACGGAUGAGGAGUGGACAAACGCGAGUCGAGCUUUUCGUACCGCCUCCUGGGGUGCUUCUUUUUAUUUGAUCACAACCGACGUCCUGGGACCGUACGCUGUCCCCUUCGCCAUUGGAACACUUGGCUACGGCCCCGGCGUGGCUCUAUUUACCGUCUUUGGUUUUCUUGCAGGAUAUAGCGGCUAUCUCUUGUGGCGUGUAUACCUCGGCGUCGACUCGUUCGAAUUUCCUGUCAGAAACUAUGGUGAUAUACCCUUUCGAGUUUGCGGCCCCAUCACCCGCCACAUCACCAACUUCAUCCAGGCCCUCUCCCUGCUUCUGCUCCUUGGUCAAGUUGUGAUUCUAUUUGGUCAAAAUAUCUCUCAGAUGUCCAAGUUCAAACUAUGCUACGCGGUGUGCCCACUGCUCUUUGUUAUUGCAGGGUUCAUUCUGACCCAAGUUCGAACGCUCAAGUCAUAUGGCUGGUUUGCGUCUCUCGCUGUUUGGCUAAAUCUGCUUGUCAUCUUCAUCACCAUGGGAGUCAUGGCCAAUUCUCCACCCAAUUAUUCCGUUGCAACGCUAGGAUCGGCAGGGAGCGCCGUCGACAUCGAUUCUAUUACGCCAGACAAGGAUGGAGUAUAUCCGCCCAUCUUUCACUACGCUGGACUUCCUGCGGAGAACCUGGUUGGUUCCAUCAACGGGUUACUAUCCGGCGUUCUGGCAUAUUCUGGUCUCCAGCUGUUCGUAGAGUUUAUGGCUGAAAUGAGACGACCCCGGGAUUUCCUCAAGGCUCUUUGGACCGCUCAGCUCUUCAUCUACGUAGUAUAUGUCGUGUAUGGUUGCUACGUCUAUCAUUUCCAAGGACAGUACAGCUUCAACCCGAGCUUCCAAGGUGUAUCCACCUACGGCUGGCAAACCGUCGGCAACAGCAUAUCACUAAUUUCAGGUCUGAUUGCCGCUGGUCUAUAUGGCAACAUUGGUAUCAAAGUGUUCUACAACAACGUGCUCAUGGACGUGUUCAAAGCCCCUCCACUUACGGCUAAGCCUGGCAAGCUGUUUUACGCCGCUCUCGUGCCAGUGUGGUGGAGUACCGCCUUUGUUAUUGCGGCUGCCAUUCCGGACUACUUUGGGUUUAUCUCAGUCAUCUCAGCCUCUACGCUUCUCAACUUGACUUACACUCUCCCGCCAUUGUUUGCCCUUGCCUACGAUAUCCGGCGCUGUGCCAUGCAAAUUGACCAGGGCGAAGGUUUCGAUGGAAACACCGGUAUUGUCACGAGGAACGUCACUGGAGUACGACGGUUUGUGCGUGGAUUCUUAUCUGGUGGGAUAUGGCAAAUAGCCCUAAAUGUUUGGCAUUUGAUAUACUUCCUGGCAUCUUUGGCCAUGUGUGUACUUGGCAUGUACGCAGCUGUCGACGGCAUGGUUGAAGCCUUUAAGAACCCACAGCUUAAUUCUUUCUCUUGCGUCUCACCACUCAAUCUUGCGGCGCAGACGUCUUCUUAAUUGAGUAUUCUGGAUCUGUCCUGUGAGAGUCGAGAUGUUUACUUAGUAUGAAGGAAUGGUUUCCUUGUGCGUCCAAUGUAGAAUUAGCAGAUAGUAAUGGAUAUGAAUAGCCACUGAAAUUUUAGCAAGUUU
Messenger RNA from [Torrubiella] hemipterigena, 2200 nucleotides. Lineage: Eukaryota; Fungi; Ascomycota; Sordariomycetes; Hypocreales; Clavicipitaceae. The record is from the annotation of a GenBank genome assembly.